This is a messenger RNA of Canariomyces notabilis, 3921 nucleotides long. RefSeq lists its product as uncharacterized. The record is from RefSeq and is a predicted model, not a curated record. The transcript is spliced from 4 exons. The coding region runs from base 1 to 3921 and encodes 1306 amino acids. Lineage: Eukaryota; Fungi; Ascomycota; Sordariomycetes; Sordariales; Chaetomiaceae. Gene Ontology annotation, molecular function: lipid binding.
AUGAACAUCGACGAAAAAGUCCACCCCUCAGGGGCCCAGCACUACUCUGGUGCCAACCGUGUCCCUAACAUCCAGCAAUUUGUUGAGAGCCUCGACCGCGACAAGAAGCACCGCGAUGCUCAGAUCGACGCCGAAAGCAGGCAGCAGCCGCACCAGCAGCAGCCACAAGAUGGUGAAGCCAAGGACCACGUGCCCGCCCAAAAGACGGGCAAGAACCGGCGCACCGUCCGGGAUCCAGUCACGCACAAGGAUGUCGAGAUCGAGGACAUCUCGGACGAGCACAUGAAGGCCGUCGCCUCGCCCGUCAUGACGGUGCCCAACGCCAACCUGGGCAAGCACACCACUAAACAGACGUCGCCGUCGCAGUCGGGUGAGGAGUACCGCGUCGCCCAGGACGAGACGGCGCCGCCUGACCCGGUCGCCGAGGGAGCCACUUCCGACGUGCCCAUCCACGGCGAAAAGACCAACGUCCUCUUCCACCCGACCCCGUCCGUCUCGUACGAGCCCAUGUUUGCGACCGUCGAGGCCCGCGCUAAUGUACUCUGCACGGCCGUAUUCUUGUCUGUCGUGAUUCUCGGCAAGGUGCUAGGCGGCGGUAGUCUCUGGACGCUAAUCCCUCUCGCAGCCUGCGUUGCGUCGGGCGUGUUUCUGUGGGCCAAGGAUCUGAUCAGCCAGGGCCGCGCAAUGGAGUGGUCGAGUGAGCAGAAGAGGGGCGAAACGGCGGUGGUGAACCUCAUACCGGAGUCGGUCGAGUGGCUGAACACGGCGUUGGGUUUGAUAUGGGGGCUCAUUAAUCCGGACAUGUUCGCUGCUGUCGCAGAUACCCUUGAGGAUGUCAUGCAGGCAAGUCUGCCCCGUGUGAUCGAGCAUGUCAAGGUGAACGACAUCUCGCAGGGGAGCAACCCGCUCCGAGUGCUAAGUCUGCGGGCACUGCCGGACGGCCAUGUGGAGGAUCUGAAAAAUGAGAUUCGCAAGAGGGAUGAGAAGGUCAAGGAUCCUCAGGAGCUGGCGGCCGAGCAGGAAGGAGGCGAUUUCUACAACCUCGAGGCCACCAUCGCGUAUCAUUCAUUACCGUCCUCGGGCGACGUCUCCUCCAAGGCCAAGAAUAUGGGCAUGCACUUGAUCUUCUAUCUCGGAGUCAAGGGCCUGUUCGGCGUUCCCUUCCCCAUCUGGGUCGAGUUAAACAGGCUUGUUGCCACGGCUAGGUUCCGCAUCGCCUUGGCGCCGAACCCACCCUUCAUCAAGACCAUCAGUUUCACCCUGAUGGGCCUACCAAAGGUGGAGGCGAGCUGCAUCCCGCUGAUCGAAAAGGGAGCCAACAUACUCAACCUCCCACUCAUCUCCAACUUCGUCAAUUGGGCCAUCGCAACCACGGCAAACAUGUACGUCGCUCCCAAGUCGAUGACGCUCGACGUCGGCAAAAUGCUGCAGGGGGACGACAUCCAGAAGGACACCAACGCGCUUGGCGUGCUGUACAUCCGCAUUCACAAAGCGACGGGCCUCAGCAAGCAGGAUCGCCGGGGCAGCGAGGGUGGUGGCUCCGACCCCUACAUCUGUGUCUCCUUCUCCAAAUUUGGCAAGCCUCAGUACUGCACGCGCGUCAUCCAGGACGACCUCAACCCCAUCUUUGAGGAGGCUUGCGCGCUGCCCAUCACCGCCGAGGUCAUCAAGGCCGACGAGCAGCUGUCGCUCGAACUGUGGGACAGUGACCGGUCGUCGGCCGAUGACAUGGUUGGCAAGGUUGAGCUGAGCAUUCAGAAGCUGAUCCAACACCCUGGCAAGAUGUUCCCCCAGGUAUCCCAGCUGAAGGGCGUCAAAGCCGAGAGCACCAUGCCUGGCGAGCUGCAUUGGGAGGUUGGCUUCUUCGGCAAAACGCAGUUCCGGCGUGCGCUGCGCACUGACGGGCAGAACCCGAACUUGCCCAAAGAACUCCGGGACAAGAAGGAGCUGCAAGACGACAAGGGUAGCAUUGACACAGCCGAGGAGGACGCUGUUGUGCACACACCACCCGACCCGCUCUGGCCGAGCGGCAUUCUUAGCGUCGUGGUGCACCAGAUCGUCAACCUCGAGCUUGAGAACGUCAAGGGCUCGCGCGGAGGCAAGCGCAAGAACGGCAGAGAGUACGAACCGGCGCGGCCCGAGGCCGGUGAGAUCACCGAGGAGGAAGGAAAGAAGCUGCCGAGCGCCUACUGCACCAUCUUGAUCAACGAUGAGCUCGCGUACAAGACGCGCACAAAGGUGGUUUCGUCGAAGCCGAUCUUCGAGGCUGGCACCGAGCGCUUCGUGCGCGACUGGCGGUCGUGCAUUGUAACAGUUACCGUCCGCGACUCGCGCAACCGGCAGCACGACCCCAUCAUCGGCGUCGUCCCUCUGCGCCUCUCCGACAUCCUCCAGACCAGCAGCCAGGUUACGCGUUGGUACCCGCUCGAUGGCGGCGUUGGAUUUGGCCGCAUUCGCAUCAGCCUGCUCUUCCGGUCGGUCGAGCUGCGCCUGCCACCCACCCAGCUCGGCUUCGGCGAGAUCGGCACCUUCGAGUUCCUGUCCGACACCAUCACCACGACCGGCUACUGCCCGAGCGAGCACACCAAAUUGCGGUUCCGCACAGGCGGUAGCUCGGCCAAGAUACGAGGCAACGUCUGCCACAAGACCGAAGACGGCACCGGUCUCUCCUGGGACUUGACCGCCCUCUCCCGCCACAAGAAGCCCCGGUCCCAGACUGACUCAAAUUCCCACCACCAGGAAUCCAACAACUCCAACACCGUGACCCCUCAUUUCCGCCUGCCAGUCCGCUACCGCUACCGUUCCCCAAUCUUCAUAGAGUUCCAUCCGCCCAAAAGCAGGGCCAACCCCCGACAUAACAAGACGGACAUCUUCGCGUCGCUCUGGCUGCAGGACAUCCCGGACAGCGUCGAGCAAGAGAUCGAUCUGCCCAUUUGGCGGUGCUCGAAUGGCAUGCGGCUGGCGCAGAACUACAUCACAGAGGCUAACGUGUCUUCGGUGCCGGACCUGCAAGUGACGGAGGUCGGGCGGCUGCGUUUCCACGCCCGUUUUAAGCCCGGUACGGACCGGGAUCACCUACGGUUUGUGUCCGACAAUGACUCCCGGGAAACGAUCGAGACGUGGGAGGCCUGCUUUGCCGAAGGCGUCCGCGGCGAGUCCGUCCAUGGCGAGGUCCCCCCAACCGUGGAGAAGCUCCAUGAGGCGAGCUUGCUUCAGGGGAGGGAUGUGCUGGCCAUGGCUGGGGAGGAGGAGAAGAAAAGAUGGUUGAAGGAUGUGGACGGAGAACAGACGAAGAAGCGAAAUGAAGAGCGGCAUGAGAGGCGGCAUGAAAUGCAGGACGGGGUGGAGAACGGCCAAGUGGACGGGGAAGAGGAGAGUACCAGUGAGGAGAGCGAUGAAGAUGAAGAUGAGGGGGAGGAAGAGGAGGUCGACUUGGGCAUUGACGAUGCCAUCCACCACCGGGACAGGAUCCAAACCAACGAGGAUGAGGGCCAGGAUGACGGCCAUGAUGGAAGGCCGAAAGAGGGCGGGCAUGAAGGCGACGGCUCGCGCAAGUCGGUCGACAGCGGGGCCACGGGGGCCAGUGCGAGCAAGUCGAGCAGCAGCAAGAACCCCAUCAAGCAAUACAACGAGUAUCGCAGUCGGAGCAGGGAUUUGCAUCGCAAGCAGCGAGGCCUGAUGCAGUGGAAACCGAUGCGCAAUAUCCAGUUCGCCAAGGACGAGGCGCUUUAUGCCGUAAGGAAGAGGUUUGAGCGUGUGGGAAGGCUGGUCAUCAUCUGGGUGACCGUGUUCAUCCUGGUCGCGUGGAUGACAUGGUACGUUUCGACGCGCCACCGUGAGCGGGCCGCGCCGUAUGUCAAGGAGUUCUUGCGUCCGGGGACAGGGUUUCAGCAACAGCAACAGCAACAGCAACAGCAAUAG